GGUGCGAGUCGCGCGCCUGUUUUUUCCUUGUAUCAACUGGUUUUGUGUGCUAGCAUUUCACAGCAUCGUCACCAUGAGCGGCUACUCAUAUCUCUUCAAAUACAUUAUCAUUGGUGAUACGGGUGUUGGCAAAUCUUGUCUGUUGCUUCAGUUUACGGACAAGCGCUUUCAGCCCGUUCACGAUCUGACCAUUGGCGUCGAGUUUGGCGCGCGCAUGGUCUCAAUCGAUAACAAGCAAAUCAAGCUGCAAAUCUGGGACACGGCUGGUCAAGAGUCUUUCCGUUCCAUCACGCGCUCGUACUAUCGUGGCGCCGCUGGCGCUCUUCUGGUCUAUGACAUCACUCGCCGCGACACGUUCAACCACUUGACGACAUGGCUUGAGGAUGCUCGCUCGCACUCCAAUCCUAACAUGGUUAUCAUCCUCAUUGGCAACAAGACCGAUUUGGACUCAAAGCGUGCCGUCACACGCGAGGAAGGCGAGCAAUUUGCGCGGGAAAACGGCCUCAUCUUCAUGGAGACUUCUGCCAAGAACGCCACCAAUGUCGAGGAGGCCUUUAUCCAAACGGCCCAGGCCAUUUACUCCAAGAUUCAGGAGAACGUCUUUGACAUCAAGAACGAGAUGAAUGGCAUCAAGGUUGGCCCGCAAUUGGCCGGUGGUGCCGGUUCUACGCGGCUGGAUCUCCGCGCUCCCCAGCAGAAACCCACCAAUUCGGAGGGUGGCGGCUGCUGCUAGGCUGUAGUUUUUUUUUCUCUCUCUCUGUGAAACUUGAUCUCUUUACUCGUUUGUCACCCCCAUCUCUUCUUUUCCUCUUCCCCACGCCCCCUUUCCUCAGCUUUAUCCUGUCUUGUUUCUCUUGUGUUCAUUUGUUUGCGAUUCCGAGGGAAAGGGGUGUGCGUCUUGUUCUCGGUUGAUGUCCAAGCGGCUUGUGUUUGUUCACCAACAAAGUGUUCUCUCGCGCUUGUCGCUUGCUCCUCCGCCUUUCUUUCCUGCCGUUGACAGCAUCUGCGUCCGGUGCCAUGGUCGAGCACGCUCAUGCCCUGCGCCGAGUUGCCUCGUGUGCCCACGCCAUGUUCUGUUCCAAGCGCUGCUGUCUUUUCUCCUUCGGAUCUUCCCUUUGCUUCACCAAUUCUCUCUCCUUUCUUUAACAGUUUUUGGUAUCUUCAAUC
This is a messenger RNA of Monosiga brevicollis MX1, 1167 nucleotides long. RefSeq lists its product as uncharacterized. Gene Ontology annotation, molecular function: GTP binding; GTPase activity. Gene Ontology annotation, cellular component: Golgi apparatus. The transcript is spliced from 8 exons. Bases 74 to 733 code for a protein of 219 amino acids. The record is from RefSeq and is a predicted model, not a curated record. NCBI's taxonomy places the organism in Eukaryota, Choanoflagellata, Craspedida, Salpingoecidae.